Pogoniulus pusillus (Red-fronted tinkerbird) is the source of this 3431-nucleotide messenger RNA. It is a transcript of the gene PKP3, whose product is annotated as plakophilin 3. Lineage: Eukaryota; Metazoa; Chordata; Aves; Piciformes; Lybiidae. Gene Ontology annotation, cellular component: nucleus; plasma membrane; cytoplasm. Gene Ontology annotation, molecular function: cadherin binding. Gene Ontology annotation, biological process: cell-cell junction assembly; cell-cell adhesion. Bases 1 to 2511 code for a protein of 836 amino acids. The transcript has 14 exons. The record is from RefSeq and is a predicted model, not a curated record.
AUGCAGGAGACUAACACCUUCUUGCUGUCGGCCCUGCAGCCCGAGGCCGGCGUCUGCUCGCUGGCCUUGCCCUCGGACCGGCAGCUGGACGGCAGGAGCCGCGAGGCAGCGGAGGCCCAGCGCCUGCGCAGCGCCCGUGUCCAGGAGCAGGUCCGCAUCCGCAUGAUGCUGAGGGGGCAAGCAGCCACUCGCCCCGACGGCACCGACCACGUUGAUGGCAGCAGAGAGACCCCCCCACGAGCACCCCAAGGGCUGUCACAGGCUCAGUACAGCACAGCCCUGCGCUCUUCCUUCAGCUCCCGCUCCCAGAGCAAUGGCUUGGAGCCCAAAGCCUCGCUCUACCAGCCACUGGCCAAGAAGGACUUUGGGACACUGAAGGGCAGUGGCUGGUCCUCGCGCUCGGCGGUGGACCUCACUCCACACAAGCGGAUGGCCACCAUCAGCAACGGAGGCCUGGCCAAGGGCCGGGGCUAUAGCACUGGCUACACCAUGUCGCAGGCUGCCAACGCCUCACCGCGGCCCAACUCCUUCCAUGAGCGCACCUAUCGCUCGCGGCAGAACUUCGACACGCUGUCGCUGCGCUCGCUGCGCCUGGCCGAUGGCCCGCUCCAGCCUCCCGCCAUCACUGACGACCGCUACAGCGUCAUCUCUGAGCAGCUGGACCCCAUGGGGCACCGUUCCCUCUACAAGAGCCAAGGCAAUGGUGGCUUCGCCCGCUCCUACACCUUCGAGAGGCAGAUGAGCACCAGCUCCGCCGCCAAGGCCCCCUCUGACUGGCUGGAUGGCAGCGAGGUGACCCAGAGCCGCACCAUCCGCGCACCUGCCAUGCGCACGCUCCAGCGCUUCCAGAGCAACAACCGCUCACGGCUCAGCACCGGCUCCUUUGGCAGCAUCCAGGCGGCCUCGCAGGCAGGCAUGGGCAACUCCUACAUGGGGAUGGUGGAGCACAGCUCCCGUGCCCCCUCUGUGCGCAGCUUGGCUGAGUCCAGCCACCACCUCCAGGACCAGCGUGCCAUGGAGAUGUACAAUGGGCACAGCACACUGCUCAGCCACCAGUCAGGGGGGUUUGAUGACAUCGACUUGCCCUCUGCAGUGAAAUACCUGAUAGCCAGCGACCCCAACCUGCAGGUCCUGGGUGCUGCCUACCUCCAGCACAAGUGCUACAGCGACAGCAAUGCCAAGAAGCAGGCCCGAAGCCUCCAGGCCAUGCCCAAGCUGGUGAAGCUGUUCAACAGCCCCAACCAGGAGGUGCAGCGCCAUGCCACGGGCGCCAUGCGCAACCUCAUCUACGACAAUGCCGAGAACAAGCUGGCGCUGGUGGAGGAGAAUGGCAUCUACGAGCUCAUGCGGACGCUGCGGGAGCCUGACGACGAGCUCCGCAAGAACGUCACAGGGAUCCUGUGGAAUCUCUCCUCCAGUGACAACCUGAAGGAUCGCCUGGCACGGGACACACUGGAGCAGCUCACAGACCUGGUCCUGGUUCCUCUCUCUGGGCUGGGUGGUUCAGGUGUCAUCCAGCAGAACCCUUCAGAGGCAGAGAUCUUCUACAACUCGACAGGAUUCCUCAGGAAUCUCAGCUCUGCCAGCCAGCAGACACGGCAGAAGAUGCGUGAGUGCCAUGGGCUGGUGGACUCUAUGAUCCACUAUGUGAACAGCUCUCUGGAAGUGGGCAAGUCAGAGGACAAGAGUGUGGAGAAUGCUGUCUGCGUCCUGCGCAACCUCUCCUACCGCCUGUACGAUGAGAUGCCCCCAUCCUCCCUCCAGCGCCUGGAAGGUCACCGGAGGAACCAGAGUGGCACGGUGACAGGGGAGCUGGUGGGCUGCUUCAGCCCCCAAAGCAAGAAAGCACGAGAGCACUACCUGAAUGCAGACAUUGUCACCUUCACGGAGGUCUCAAAGGACCCCAAGGGCAUGGAGUGGCUCUGGAACCCCCAGAUCGUGGGCAUUUACAACCGGCUGCUGCAGCGCUGCGAGCUCAACAAGCACACGACGGAGGCAGCCUCGGGUGCCCUGCAGAACAUCACUGCUGGGGACCGCAGGUGGGCGGGCGUGCUGAGCCGUCUGGCCCUGGAGCAGGAGCGCAUCCUGAACCCUGUGCUGGACCGCGUCCGCACCGCCGACCACCACCAGCUGCGCUCCCUCACCGGCCUCAUCCGCAACCUGUCCCGCCACGCCCGCAACAAGGACGAGAUGUCAACCAAGGUGGUCAGCCACUUGAUCGAGAAGCUGCCAGGGAGCGUUGGGGACAAGGCACCGCCUGCUGAUGUCAUUGUGAACAUCAUCGCGGUCCUCAAUAACCUGGUGGUGGAGAGCCCCAUGGCUGCUCGUGACAUCGUCUACUUUGAUGGCCUCAGGAAGCUCUUCUACAUCAAGAAGAGAAGAGACAGUCCGGACCAUGAGAAGUCCUCUAGAGCAGCAGCCAGCCUCCUGGGCAACAUGUGGCAAUACACCAAGCUCCACCGGGACUUCAAGAUGAAGGGGUACCGGAAGGAGGACUUCCUUGGCCUGUGAGGACACCCCCAGGAGCCAGACUCUCCUCACCGGGAUGUGCCCCGGGGAGGCUGCUCACUGCCUGACCUCUGCUCUCUAGCUCUGUAGUCCCCACCGUGCCCCUCAUGCCUCCCCCUCUGCUGGGCACUCCCCUUCCCUGGGCAGGGGACACUCAUCCAUAAAGCCAGCAACUGCUCCUGGCUCCACUGGGACCCUGCUGGGGAGCUGGAGCUGUGGGGUGUUUGGGAUGCUCCUGCAACGUGACGCUGGUGGGGAGGGGGCUUCUGAGGGCACCCAGCUCAGCUCCCCCAGUUGCGGCAUGCUGGGGGCUGGUGCCACCGUGUUGGUGUGGGGUGCACCGUGGGUUACAUGCGCUCUGCCCUGGCUGGGCAUGGGGCUUUGCAUAUCUCAGGAGGGUUCUGGGAGGUCUGAGGUAGCUCACCAAAAUUUUACAGGGCUGUAAGGAGGUGGGAAGCAGAGACAGGGUGCUGAGUGCCCCCUUUGCCCAGGGGUGGGGUGAGGAGUGUGAUUGAAGAGGCCCAUGCCCUCACUCUAGCCAGGGGACCUCCAAGCCAUACUGUCCCCAUCCUUAAACCCUGCAGGGAUGUCCCAGUGCAGGCAGGGCCACCAGUGCCACUCCCAGCCUACUGCUCUGCUCAGCACUAGGCCAGCUGGUGCCAGGUAAGCAGGAUUUGGGCAGGGCCAGGUGGCUACUGUUGGCUGGGCAGCGUCUCCCUGCAGGGUGGGGAGAUGCCCUUGUGCCCUCACUGCUAGACAUGGCUGUGCAGGCAAGGCAGCAGGUCUGAAGCUCUCCCUGCUGAGAUGGUGGCUGAGCUGGGGCAUGUGGGUGGGCUGUGAGGGGCUUUGGUCUGCUGGUGGUUUGAGGGGAGAUGCUGUGCUUGAGGGGCAUCACGUACCUCACCUGGGAAACAGGGUAGAGU